Messenger RNA from Botrytis deweyae, 2206 nucleotides. RefSeq lists its product as uncharacterized. Gene Ontology annotation, biological process: peptidyl-serine phosphorylation. The coding region runs from base 692 to 1813 and encodes 373 amino acids. The record is from RefSeq and is a predicted model, not a curated record. NCBI's taxonomy places the organism in Eukaryota, Fungi, Ascomycota, Leotiomycetes, Helotiales, Sclerotiniaceae. The transcript is spliced from 7 exons. Gene Ontology annotation, molecular function: ATP binding; cAMP-dependent protein kinase activity. Gene Ontology annotation, cellular component: cAMP-dependent protein kinase complex; nucleus.
AUGAUACCUCCCGACGAAAUCCCCCCCCCAUCCCCCCACUAUACUACUAUACUACUAUGUAUACAGACAGGUACAAUACUGAAGACGAAGAAGAACAAGAAGAAGAACAAGAAGAAGAAAAAGAAGAAGAACAAGAAGAAGAAGAUACUGCAAUCAAUAAAUCCACUUACCACUUACCACUCACCACUUACCACUCACCACUCACCACUUGCCUCUUACCUCCUUAUCAUACUUACAUUCCUCAAAUUUCACCACAUCCCGGUAUCCUCUUUACUCCAGAAGAACUUCUCUUCAUAGAUUCAAUUGAUCAUAACCGACGCAAUUAACCUUUUCAAUUGCUAUACACAGACAAAGACCGUAUUGGCGGAGAGUAAUAAGAGUAAGACUUGCUCGGACUACCUACCUACCUACCUACCCACCUAGUACUAUACAUACAUGUACACUAUCAGUCAAUCAUAAAGCUCGGUCCCAAGUCGUCGCAAAAUACAAAUAUCGGUAUCGGUAUAUCCAUAGGAAUCUCCAUCUCAACAACUGAGCCCCACCACCCCUCGAAAUCAAGUACCUCAAGUUUCGCGAUAACCGCAUGGCUACUGUAGUCUGCUGCUUCCAGUAAGCCCGCGAAGUCUUCCAAAAUAAGAGGCACAUCCAAAUAUUUCUUCUCGCGAGACUCUCACCGUCACGUCAAAUCGCAAUGGCUGAGACCACGACGGCUGCGGCUGAAGAAGAAAGAAACUUCGUGGCUCACUUCAAAGAGCAGCAAAUCUCGCCCCCCGGUGAAAUCCAACAAAAUCCAAGGAAUGAAGGUUUGGGAGCAAGUUCGAGAAAUUUGAGUGUGCGAGACUUUGAGUUGGUGAGGACUUUAGGAACCGGCACAUUCGCUCGCGUCUGGCUUGUACGUCUUGCGAACCCCGCUGAAGAGGAUCGCGAUAAGGUUUUUGCGCUGAAGGUCUUGCGGAAAGUCGAGGUCAUCAAACUUAAACAAGUCGACCAUGUCAAUCACGAGCGUUCGGUUCUUUCAGAUGUUGCUGGACAUCCUUUUAUUACUACAUUAAUUACUUCUUUUUCUGAUCAUGAUUCACUGUAUAUGCUGCUUGACUACUGCCCUGGAGGUGAAGUUUUCUCCUAUCUACGAAAAGCCAAACGAUUCGACGAGAACACAGCUCGAUUUUAUGCUGCGGAAAUAGUUUUGAUUCUUGAAUUUUUACAUGAACGAGAAGGGGUUGCAUAUAGAGACAUGAAGCCGGAGAACCUGUUGUUGGAUGCUGAGGGACACAUAAAAUUGGUCGAUUUUGGAUUCGCAAAACGUUUGGGAAACAGAGAAACAUAUACUUUAUGUGGUACACCAGAGUAUCUUGCGCCAGAGGUUAUUCAAUCGAAAGGCCAUACGACGGCCGUCGACUGGUGGGCUUUGGGUAUAUUGAUAUAUGAAUUCCUCACAGGAUAUCCACCCUUUUGGCAUUCGAACCCAAUAGAGAUUUACAAACAAAUUGUUAGCAAGCCAGUUUCUUUCCCUGCCGAACCUGCCAUUUCACCCGCGGCAAAAGAUAUCAUUCGCCAAUUCUGCACGCUCGAUCGAUCACAUCGUCUCGGAAAUAUAUCUGGUGGCGCUGCACGGGUUAAAGAUCACCCUUUUUUUCAAGGAGUGAUCUGGGAAGAUGUAUAUUACAGAAAAUACCGUGGUCCAAUUAUACCCCCUUUGAGAUAUCCAGGCGAUGCUCAAAAUUUCGAUUUAUAUCCCGAUGAAAAAGAAGGAAGAGAACCAUACACUGAGGAGCUCGCAGCAAAAUACGAUGAUUGUUUCAGGGGGUUUUAGAUUAUAACUCAAAUGUGGAUUCAUUGGCGAAUGUUGGGACGAGGAUGGGAUUGGUGUACGGCUGGCUGUAUCAAUGGAUUGGUUUGCAGGUUUUAGAUACUGCAAAUGGCGUUCUUCGGGUACGAUAAUGGGUCGGUUAAAGAGAGGUCGGUUGCAGAGAUCAGGGGAACAUGUCAUGAUAUCGCUUGUACACUUUCUUGUGGAGAUGGGAUGAGAUAGCGGGUAUAUAUGGGCGAGUUUUUGCAAACUUUACCUUUUAGGGUUAUAAAAGCUAAGACAUUACCAAUUGGAUUCUUGAUUAUUUCCAUAUUAAAUGUGGAUCUUUCCGAGUUGCGUUGAAAAAUUUAUCCGUAUCUGGAACCGAAGCUCUAAGCGAUAUGAUACUUGCUGUCU